AUGGCGACGCCUGACUUUGGUCGGCUACCCGAAUUCAGCGGCAGCUCCGGCUCCUGGAGAUCCUGGUAUGGGAGGCUACAGUUCUUCUUCGAGGCUAACGACAUUACGGACGCUUCCAAGAAACGUGCUCAUCUGCUAACGUUAUGCGGGGAACAGACUUACGACGUCGUCUGCGCCCUCGUUCAACCCAAGCAGCCCAACCAAGUGAGCUACGAUGACAUAGUCGAGAUACUCAAGGCGCACUUUGAUCCACAGCCGUCUGAGGUCUUCUGCAGGGCACGCUUCCAACGUCGUGACCAACGGCAUGACGAAACGGUCAGUGAUUACGUAACAGCGCUCAAGAAGCUAGCAGCAGAUUGCAAUUUUGGAACAAGUGUAGACGCUGCGGCGAAUCCAACAAUGCUGCCUCUUGAUGUAAUGCUGCGUGAUCGUUUCGUUUGCGGUCUUCGGAACGAGCAGGUCCAGCAACGGCUGUUCGCAGAAAAGGACUUGACAUUCAAGAGAGCCUUUGACAUUGCACUGCGAGCUGAAAACGCCGUCGAAGAUCAGAAAAACGUGAAAACGGAAUUCAGAGAGACUCACGAAGCCUGCACAAGUAUCGGCAAGACAGAAAAUCAACGUCACUCGAGUGCCUCUGCCCAAAAGAAGAAACAACACUGUUGGCGUUGUGACGCGCAGCAUAGUCCGGACACUUGCAAGUUUCAGACAGCUUCCUGCAACUACUGCAAGAAACGCGGACACAUUGAAAAGGCCUGCCUGAAAAAGCGGAAAGAGGCAAGAACAAACAAGAACAACAGCAUCGAAUAUACCCGACAAGGAACUGCGAAAGUGGCCUCAGCACCAGUCACGACUCAACAGGAUUCACCAGACGUGGCACUUUACGAGCUCAACACCUUAAUCGACGCGUCCAGCACGCAGGUCAUGACUCAACUGCGCAUACAUGGCAAGACCUUGGAGUUCGAAGUCGACUCGGGUGCAGCAUGCACACUCAUCAGUGAGGCCACGUUCAAAGCCACGUGGACAGAUGACCCACCACAGCUUCAAAUGGACAACAUUCUCCUACGCACAUGGUCAGGCGAGUCCCUCCGAGUUCUCGGAUGUGCAACGGUGGAUGUAGAGCACAAGAAAAAGAAUUUCACACUACCGCUUGUUGUCAUCAAAGGAGCAGGUUGUAACCUCCUCGGACGAAACUGGUUUCCUCAUCUGGGUAUACAGAUCACGGGCAUCAAUGACGUAUCAGACGACAAACUUGUUUCGAAGCUUCUAGACAAGUACCAGUCUGUGUUCAACGAGGACAUCUCAGGACACGUCGGUCCUGCGGUACAACUUGAACUCGUGGAAGGAGCGAAACCAAAGUUCCUAAAAGCACGACCAGUUCCUUUCGCGCUGCGAUCAGCUGUACAAGCUGAAUUGGAUCGACUGCAAAGUCAAGGCAUAAUCGAGCCUGCGCAGCAUUGGGAUUGGGCAACGCCUCUCGUACUUGUUCGAAAGAAAAACGGCUCGUUGCGAAUAUGUGGUGACUACCGUUGCACAGUGAACCAGGUAUCGAAGAAGGCAGACUACCCACUUCCAACAACGGAUGAAGUCCUUAGCCCCUUGAGGGGAGGCAAGGUAUUCAGCACCCUGGAUUUGGCACAAGCUUAUCAGCAACUUCACGUAACGCCAGAGACAGCAGAGAUACUGACCCUGAACACGCUGAAAGGGCUUUACAAGGUGAAACGAUUGCCUUUCGGAAUCUCUGCAGCUCCAGCCAUUUUUCAACGCUUUAUGGAGACUAUGCUGUCUGGCGUUUGCAUCACAGGCGUUUGCGCAUACCUAGAUGACGUGAUCAUCAGUGGAAAAGACGCCACUGAAUACGCCGAGAGACUGGAAGAAGUUCUGAAGAGGCUGCGCAAUUGCAACCUUCGUCUCGGCAAAAACAAGUGCUGCUUUGCAGUGCGAGAAGUUUCUUUUCUGGGACACCGAAUUGACGAGACAGGCGUCCACGCCAACGAAGAGAAAGUUCGAGCAAUAACGGAGGCUCCAGCACCAAACUGCAAGCGAGCACUUCAAUCAUUCCUUGGAAUGCUGGCUUUCUACGACAGGUGCUUGAAGAACAGGGCAACAAUUGCCAGCUGUCUCUACCAGCUCCUUCAGAAGGACGCCACGUGGAGAUGGGAGACCAAGCAUCAAGAAGCAUUCGAUAAACUGAAGAGAUUGCUUCUCAGUCAGACCGUACUGGCACACUACGACGAACAGAAGGAGCUUCUCGUCUCAUGCGACGCUUCACCGUAUGGCUUAGGAGCUGUUCUGUCUCAACGUGAUGACCAGAAUAGAGAGGCGCCAAUCGCUUUCGCAUCUCGGACGCUAGGGACAGAGGAACGCAAUUAUGCUCAGUUGGACAGAGAAGGCCUUGCCGUAGUGUUUGCUGCACACAAGUUCCACAAGUAUAUUGCGGGAAGGAAGGUGACUUUCGUCACGGAUCAUCAACCGCUUCUCGGCAUACUGGGUCCAGGGAAGCCAACGGCUCAAGUACUCUCACCACGCAUGACCAGAUGGUGCAUCAAGUUGUCGGCCUAUGACUACAACAUCGUCUACAGGCAUGGCAAGAACCAUCAAAACGCGGACGCGUUGAGCCGAUUGCCACUACGAGAGCGUCUCGAUGAACCCUGGCCACCAGGCGACGUACUAUUGUUCGAAGCUUUGUCGAGACCUCCGUUCACUGCUACAGAGAUAGCACGUCUGACACAAGAAGACAGCAUCCUGCAGAGGUUGUACAAGGCAGUGCAGGAUGGCACAGUGGAGAAACUCACUGGAGAUGAGUUCACUCCUUACCGACGACGAGCGACCGCACUAGCAUUUCAUCGCGAGUGCCUGACACUUGGAUCACGGGUGAUCAUACCGAGCUCAGCACGAUCCCACGUUCUGGCACUUCUGCACGCUGGUCACCGAGGCAUGGUAGCCAUGAAGAAGUGCGCAAGGAGCUACGUAUGGUGGCCCGGAAUCGACAAGGUUAUCGAGGAAACGGUGCGACAGUGCCGUGAAUGCCUUUCAACGCAGAAGAGCCCACCCAAAGCUCCUAUUCCCUCCUGGGACCGUCCCAAGACACCAUGGCACACGGUGCACGUUGACUUCGCGGGGCCACUACUCGGGUGCACCUACUUGGUUGUUGUGGAUGCACACACAAAGUGGGUGGAAGUCCGGCACGUGACGCAAGCAACAUCCGCGGUUGUCAUCGACGUGCUACGAAGCAUCUUUGCUACGUUUGGCAUUCCCCGAAAGGUCGUCUCCGACAACGGAAAAGCCUUUAUUUCCAACGAGAUAAGGCAGUUCUAUACGGCAAAUGGCAUACAGGCUACAACAUCACCAGCUUACCAUCCUGCCACAAACGGCCAGGCAGAACGCUAUGUGGCAGAGCUGAAAAGAGCACUCCUGAGAGAUACAGACUAG
Messenger RNA from Rhipicephalus sanguineus (brown dog tick), 3429 nucleotides. RefSeq lists its product as uncharacterized. Gene Ontology annotation, biological process: proteolysis; DNA integration. Lineage: Eukaryota; Metazoa; Arthropoda; Arachnida; Ixodida; Ixodidae. Bases 1 to 3429 code for a protein of 1142 amino acids. The transcript has a single exon. Gene Ontology annotation, molecular function: aspartic-type endopeptidase activity; nucleic acid binding. The record is from RefSeq and is a predicted model, not a curated record.